Messenger RNA from Scheffersomyces stipitis CBS 6054, 186 nucleotides. Its product is annotated as mitochondrial 54S ribosomal protein bL34m. The annotation marks the transcript as partial. The record is from RefSeq and is a predicted model, not a curated record. Gene Ontology annotation, biological process: translation. Gene Ontology annotation, cellular component: ribosome; mitochondrial large ribosomal subunit. Gene Ontology annotation, molecular function: structural constituent of ribosome. The transcript has a single exon. NCBI's taxonomy places the organism in Eukaryota, Fungi, Ascomycota, Pichiomycetes, Serinales, Debaryomycetaceae.
UCUUCUCCGUUGCAAACUUUUAUGGGCCUUGUCCAGAGAAGAUUCAAGUCCAGGGGUAACACAUAUCAACCUUCCACUUUGAAGAGAAAGAGAACAUUUGGAUUCUUAGCCAGAUUGAGAACAAAGAACGGAAGAAAGAUUUUAUCCAGAAGAAAAGCCAAGGGAAGAUGGUAUUUGACCCAUUAA